Molecule: messenger RNA, 1824 nt
Organism: Purpureocillium lilacinum
Lineage: Eukaryota; Fungi; Ascomycota; Sordariomycetes; Hypocreales; Ophiocordycipitaceae
Source: RefSeq, a predicted model, not a curated record
AUGUACUGGGGCGUGCUGGGAAUCUCAUUGCUCUUUACGGCCUUGGGAGCCGAGGGCCGUGGCUCACGAGACGGCCGCGCAGCCGGUCCAACGCUUACUGUCAAGGUCAACACCACCUUGACGAGCUACGGCUGGGGAGAGCGUGCCGUGACACUCACGGUCUUUUACAACGGCACUCAAGUGGCAGACCGGAUUGUGGCCGACGCGGGGAGCAUGAAGUCGAUCGAUCUGAACCCAGUCGAUGCCGACGAGCACGUGAAGUACUCUGCGAGGCUGUGGGAAGUCGACGACGUGAAGCCCAAUACAAAUUUGACGGGCCAGGCCGUUCUGUCAGCGAUACGCUCUUCGUCGCGGGGAUCCAGUUUCCCAAUCACCGUGACAGCCUACGCAAGGGAUCGAAACACUGGACGACUUGGGGUUCUCAAGAGGGUGGAGACAAUGGUAAGGUGGGAGAGUGUCUCGUACAGGCAGACGAAUUCGCACAAGUUCCGGCAACCGCGCACGAUAUCCGUGGCGGCCCUCCCGGACGCAGAAGGCGAGCGGGAUCGCCUGAGGCAGGCGCAUUUAUGGGCUGAUUUCAUGCCAACCGGCUUCUACCUCAACCCGGGGAACGCGGUCCAUGUCAAAGUCAACAAACGCAGUCCGGAGCGUGGGCCAAUGCUGGACAUACUUGUCGGCACCCCUGGCCUGAUCGAUCCCUUGCGGCCAGAGGAAACGUUGCCGUUGGAAUUAGAGAGCCAUCCGUUCGGCAAAGACCAGGACGAGAUUUCCGUGACCAGCAAGGAGGGCGGCAUCAUGUACAUCCGCUACACUCAUGGGGCUGGCGAGAAGCCACCGCGAGCCAUCAAGGUCACGAUCGAGGGAGAAGCUGCUCAACCGUUUCCGUUCUUCCGAGAAGAGAUAACAACAAUCGAAGAGUGGGAAGAGAUGCUGAAGGAGACGACCGUGCCUUUUGCAGAGUUAUCUGGCGAGAGGAUCAUCCUCACAGGCCUCGCGGAGUCAGCCAGGGCAGCAGCGGAGGAUCCGUCCCACGAUCAGCAGGCACUGCUUCGUACGUACAAGGACAUCGUCGAGGCGCAAGACGCCAUCAGCGGGCUUCACAGCACCGGCUGGAUCAUAAACCCGAGGGACAUGCCUAGCCCCCUGCGACCGAUGGUCGUCCACGGGAAAUGGGAUUACUUGGCCAGGGCGAGCGCGCAGGAUUACCGCGUCGCACUGAGCAAGUAUUGGGCGCACGAGAUGUGGUCCAGCGCCUACCUCGUGAGGUCGUGGACGAUCUGGCACGAGCUCGGUCGUCAACGCCAGCACGUAGACACGUGGAGCUGGGGUGCAGUGAAGAACAUUUCUGCCGAUAUAUAUGCACUCGCGACCCGCCGGGUCCUCCCUGAGAUACCAGAGCAUGAGAGGAAGCAUGGGACGGCUGACGAAUGGCGCUCUGCACAGGAGUAUCUCACGUCACGAAGGAGGGUGUUCGACAUUGAAGACGACGUCGUGGUCGACCCGUAUACGUACGAGCCGUUGCCGGUUCGGCUCGUAAUGUUCGAACAGUUGCGGGAGGUGUUCGGCAACGAAUUCUACCAUCGCCUGCACAAGCGCUCCCGUCGAGCACGGGUGCAGGCAAGCGACGCCGACAAGAAACACUGGUUUAUGUGCGAGGCGUCAGACCUUGCCCAACAGGACCUGACCGAAUUCUUCGUCAAAUGGGGGCUCGACCCGGAGUGGCGCACCGUGAGGGAGAUGGGCAACUACCCCAAACCCCGAGAGGAUUUCACAAGGCGAGCAGUCUAUCAGAAACGAGUUGGGGCGGACAGGGUCGAUGGGUAG